ACACUGCGGAAAAGUUGUUCACAGUGACUCUCUACAGUUACCAGAUGCUCUCCCAAAGCAAGAAAAAAAGAUUAGAAGUUAAAACAAAGACAAUAAGGUCUGGGAAGAAAUAGCAUAAACAAAGAAUGGGGAAAACAUUCAGCCACUGUUAAUAUUUGAUUAUCUCCUCUGGAAGGGGAAAGGACUCUCUCCCCAGUAGAGCAGGAGCGGAGGGGCGGAACGAUUGUGCGGCAGUUUGUGUUCUGGAGAGAACAAAUUGCGGACGGCUCGGCAGCAGCAACAAGAAGCCAGGCAGUUAGUGAGACAGAGCGAGCUGAGAACAUUCCUUCUGAUGGCGGAGCUGGAAAAGCUGGCAGAUGAUCUCCUUGCUCAGCCCUGGAGCUCCGUACACAUUGGUGAUUCUCCCUUUCUGCUGAAGGCCACUUUUGGUGAAGUGACCUACAGGCUGAUGCUCUCUGAUCUCAACAGUGUCUGGUGGGAAGAAGUAAAUUCGGAUGAACUCAAACAAAGAGCACAGGAACUGAACAAGCGACUAAGGGCACCAGUCUCCGCCUUCUGCCGCCACCUCUCUGGGUUGCUGGAGCCUAUUCUACAAACGGAGGGCACUAAAUUGCUUCCUGGCUUCACGAGUGAACAAACCUGCAAUCAGCUCACUGUCAGUUUGAGGAGUGAGCUCUCUGGAGUCCCUUUCUACUGGGCAUUCCGCUGCACUGAAGCUCCUCUAAGCAUGGUAUCCCGCCAUAUGGUCUGCCCCCUGCUGAACAUGAUGCAGGCACUGCACAGGCAGACUUGGGACUUAAUGCUGCUCUUGCAGAGAAAAGAUGCAGAGAUUCUCGACUACAAGGAGAGUGGUGCAAUGCUUAGUAGAGAUCGCUUGUCAACGGAGAUUUUCAAUGCAGAAGAGUUUAAGGAAAGGUUUCUUACAGAGAGUCUGUCCGAGGCCAUUGAUGUGCACAAUGGAAGGAUGUUUAACCCUGAGCUUCAACGUCUCUACAGAACAAUAAUAGCAGUCAAAGCAAAUCGGAAAAGAAGACAUAGUUCUGAGAAAGACGACGGUGGGGAUCCUCAGCCCAGUCUUGCAGAAACACAGGCAGAGGCAGCGAGUGAAGCAAAGGCAGAGAAUAUCACAGCAGCAUCUGCAGAGGACCCAAAGGUUAAAAAGCAGGUGCCUCGAAAACGUCUUCCUCCAGCAGCUCUGAGCAAUUCAAAUCGAAAUACCCUGAAGCAGAAGAAGAAAAAGAAAGGAAUUUUUGGUUGAUUUUUUUUUAAUAAUGGGUAAUGUUUUUAAGCCAGGAAGCAAUUGUGCCCUCUAUCCCAUUUCCUUUUUUAUCUGAAGACUACACUGCGAUGUGACUACUAGCGGCAGCAAUGGAGUUGUAAGUGACCUCGCUCCAAAGACACUCUUUCCCGUUUUACAUCAGAAGUCGAUAUCCAGGGAUUUCCAAGGUUCCAAAUGUAUCGGCAUCUUAAAUUGGGAGUCCAGAAUGUCUCCAUAUUCCACAGGAGCUGGGAGCCUUCCAGAGACCCACAGUGACCUAAGUUAUGGGUCGAACUCUGCCGCUCAAUUCUUCUUUUGGGGGGAGGGGGUUGGGAUUGUUGUAUGACUGUGGUUGCCAUGAUGAUUAUUUCUAAAGUGGCCAGAUGAUUUUGUUUUUAAACUUUCUACAGUAAUAUCUAUGGGGCAACAGAGAUUUAUUUACCUUAAGACAAUGGUGGAAUAGAGCCAGCUGAUCUGAUGAGGGGCUGAGCACUGUGCAGCAUGUCACAUCUUUCCUUUUGAGGUCCAGUGUGACUGCAGCAGGCUAGCUGAACAGCUCAGUUCUUGACAUGAAAUCCAGUUGAAAUGACCCAGAGUCAGUGACACCAUCUCUUUCCUUGCAGUUUUCUGGCUUUGCAAAGCGUAAACAUUGUACCAAAAAAUUACCUGUGAACCCAUAGGCAACAAUGUUAUCAAAUGGAAUUUACUGCAUGUGACUAUUAGACUGUUCCUUGGUCUCUCUCAGUUUUAUAUUUGUUUAUUUAUCAGUUCCUUCUCUGACUACUUUUUAUCUUAAUUUGUUUUCCUGUGUCAUUCACACAGCUCUUUUUAUUUACAUAAAUUUUUAAUCUCAUUUUGAUCUUUUUCCCCUCAUGCUCUGCACCAUUCAUUUCUAAUAAAUUUUUAACACUAUUUUCUCUUCUUUAUAUCCUAUUUCUUUCUUUACCCCUUCACUUUUCUGCCUUGAUGUCCAUCGUGCCUUGCAUCCUCUCCUGGUUUCUCUUAAUGUUUACUGUUAACUCCCUUUUGUUCCACAGUUCAUCGCCCCAGCCCAAACCCCUUUUCCUCAAGAGCAGUGCACCUAAAUUUUUAAGAAUAAGCAGAGGUAUUUCUUUUAACGUUAGUGAUGAACAUUCUUGUUCAGUGCGCAUCAGUGUUGGUAUUUCUUUAAGAGGCUGUACACUGUAGUUUUAAGAAUAAGCACAAGCUACAAAAAUUUUCAUAUUUUAAACAGUAAUAUCUCUCAGUGUUAGCGAUGAAUAUCUGGUCAGUGUGGGUCAGAGUGUAGGUUCUUCUUUCAGAUCUAUCAAUUUGAUGAUUUGGUACUUUACCAACAAUAUAUCAUUACCUUUUAAACUCCCACAGCUUCAGAGGUUGCCGGCACUUUUUAAUUUAAUAACUGCAUAAUUGCUUUUUUUUUGCAUUUGCCAUUUGAUUUUCUCUUUGCCCCUUUCCCUCCCUCCCUUCUUUAUCCAGUUAGACAACAAAAAUUUAUGGUCAGUACUCCAAAGUAAAACUAAAUAGUUGCAAAUUAACAGUGUACCAGCAAUAGUAACUACUUUGUCUAAUUAAUUAAAGGCUCCACGAGCUUGCCAAAUUGAGGACAACAGAUGGUAUGAAUUUGGCAUGCAGCCGCCAUUGGUUUCCUUUGCACAAGGCUGAUUUUAUACUAAAAAAAACACUACGAGCUGAUUGUGGCUUCAAAAAAGCUUGGCUGACGCUCGACUUCAUUCCGUUUUCCUUUUAAAAUUAAAUAACCAUUGCUCCAACCAAAAGUGACUUUUUUUUUAAACAGGGAAUUCCCCCCUCCCCACUUACCACCCCAACUUUCCUCACUCCUUAAGCCUGCCCGUGUGUGUUGUCACGAUGCAGUAAGGUUAAAAUCUUACAGGCUGUUAGGCUGUACAGAGCAAGCGAUGUCCCAUUCCCUCUACAAAGUGACGCAGCCCAUAAAACCCUGCUGUUUGGGUUUCUUGCUAGUACCUCCUUGUUUUUAUAUAUUAGUACAAGCAUUUCUUUUACAUUUUAAAACCGAUAUGAAAAUAAAGCUGUUUAAUGUUACUUCAAAGAACUCUAUUUGGUGUUUAAGUAUGGGUAUUAACUUUUC
Molecule: messenger RNA, 3365 nt
Organism: Mobula hypostoma (lesser devil ray)
Lineage: Eukaryota; Metazoa; Chordata; Chondrichthyes; Myliobatiformes; Myliobatidae
Gene: nhej1
Product: nonhomologous end-joining factor 1
Exons: 8
Coding region: 332-1258 (308 amino acids)
Biological process (GO): double-strand break repair via nonhomologous end joining
Cellular component (GO): nucleus; DNA ligase IV complex
Molecular function (GO): DNA end binding
Source: RefSeq, a predicted model, not a curated record